This is a messenger RNA of Phanerochaete carnosa HHB-10118-sp, 1760 nucleotides long. RefSeq lists its product as uncharacterized. Gene Ontology annotation, biological process: transmembrane transport. NCBI's taxonomy places the organism in Eukaryota, Fungi, Basidiomycota, Agaricomycetes, Polyporales, Phanerochaetaceae. Gene Ontology annotation, cellular component: brush border membrane. The transcript has 10 exons. Gene Ontology annotation, molecular function: transmembrane transporter activity. Bases 409 to 1662 code for a protein of 417 amino acids. The record is from RefSeq and is a predicted model, not a curated record.
GCAAUCCCCAACACGCCAUCUGACUCUCGCCAUCUGUACACGGGCCCUCCAGCGGCUCUACCUAGGCCGUACCUCGCACACUUGAAGGCUUGCGCAGUCGCUUUCUUUCUUCCACCACCAUCGUCGCCAGCACUAGUGCUGUGAAGCUUCCCCGUUCGGAGUGUAAUUGUUAGGAUGGCCGUCAGCGUUGAGAGGAUCGUUUUCUUGUCUUUGGUAUUAGACCUGUUUGCGUUCACGAUCCCCCUUCCACUAUUCCCAAGGAUUAUCGAAUGGUAUACGAUAAGAGAAUCUUCAGAUCCAAGCGGUUUCCUCUCGAGGACAUUAUGGGCCGUGUCAACAAUACGGAGCUUCUUUUACGAGCCAAGAGGGAAUCCUAAGAAGUGGGAUGUUGUUCUACUAGGCGGCCUCAUGGGCUCUGUCUUCUCGGCACUGCAAUGGCUUGUCUCUCCGCACAUAGGCUCGCUCAGUGACAAGUAUGGACGGAAGCGCAUCCUACUGAUCACGAUGAUCGGAAACAUCCUCUCCGCUCUUGUCUGGAUACAAUCUUCAUCCUUCGCAUCGUACAUGCUCUCGCGCGUUAUUGGAGGACUCAGCGAAGGCAACGUGCAGCUAGCUAUUGCUAUUCUCUCAGAUAUCACUACUGCUGCAAACCGAUCUAAAGCCCUCGCGCACGUCGGCAUCGCAUUUGCCAUCUGCUUCUGCAUCGGCCCCCCGAUCGGUGCCUACUUCGCUUCGAGGCCCCUCCCAUCCAUGACAUUAGGCUCUUUCGAGCUUAAUGUCUACGCCACGCCUGCGCUGCUCACCCUGGUUCUUCUCGUUCUGGAGACUGUCUUCCUCAUCGUCGCGCUCCCGGAAACAAGGGGCAAGCGGGCACAGGUCCCCGCGUCCGAGAAGAAGGCCGAAGCGAACGGACACACAAACGGACAUGCUAACGGCCACGCAAAUGGAAAUGGCGUCGCGAAGAAGGCCGAAACGAACGGCAAGGCGAGCGGAAGCGCACCCCCCGCCCCGAAGUACACUGUUGAGCAGAGACUCAACCUCCUCGGCAUCCUGCGCAACCUGCACUUCCUCUUCCUGGGUAUUUUCUCCGGUGUCGAGUUCACGCUGACGUUCCUCACCUUCGACUUGUUCGACUGGGACAACAAGCAGAACGGCGCCCUCAUCGGCUCCAUCGGCAUUGUCAGCGCCUUGCUGCAGGGCGGCUACGUCCGGCGCGCGAUGUCCAAGACGGGCGAGGGCAAGAUGGCGCGGCGCGGCGCGUCGGCGUGCGCGCUGGGCCUCGUGCUGCUCGCGCUCGUGCCGCCGAGCAUCGCGCGCCAGCGCACGCUCGCCGUCGCGCUCCUGCGCGCCGCGGCGGUGUGCAUGGCGUUCACGUCCGCGACGGUCGUGAACGCGCUCACGGCGUACGCGUCGCUGCAGUGCGACGACGGCGGCGUCGACGCCGACACGGGCAAGGUGCGUGAGGAGCACCCCGAGCUUGCCAAGGGCAAGGCCCUCGGACGCUUCCGCUCCUCUGGGCAGCUCGGACGCGCGAUUGGCCCGCUGCUUGCGUGCGCGUCGUACUGGACCUUUGGCCCCGCAAUCACGUAUGCCAUCAGUGCUGGGGCGAUGAUGGUGCUGUCCUCUACAAUGAAGAAGAUUGCCAGCCGGCGGCCAACAUAAGGAUGGGGUUGAUUUCAGACUGCGGAGAAAGUACACGCUCUAGCUACGUAUCUGUGGUAUUUAUGGCACAAAGGAUUAAUCGAGUAUCUUUAUUUUCG